Messenger RNA from Ceratosolen solmsi marchali, 2166 nucleotides. RefSeq lists its product as uncharacterized. The transcript has 10 exons. Bases 147 to 2045 code for a protein of 632 amino acids. The record is from RefSeq and is a predicted model, not a curated record. Lineage: Eukaryota; Metazoa; Arthropoda; Insecta; Hymenoptera; Agaonidae.
UGCGAGAAAAUAUCGUGUUAUCUUUACUGCAUACGAUAUGAAGCGACGGCUCUUGCAACGCUCUCAUACACUCCUUCCAUUGAUUUUACAGUCAUUCUGCGGAGUAGUCGAUGCUGUACUUAAAUCACGGAAUUCGUUAAAUAAAAAUGCGAAUAGCAUCAUGUUACUUCAAGCGUUUGGUAUUAAUAAUCGGAUUAACUAUUCUCAUUUUUUGCCUGAUUCAAUUUCUCAAGUUCGAAAUAACGUUCUAUGACAGAAAUGAUCGCAAUGAUAAACUAGAUGGUUCCCCUGCGUGUAAAUUACCACGAUUGGACAUUUUUAAUCCAGAGAUAAUGAAAUUUAUACACGAUGUUCCUCCACUUCAAUGUUCACCUGAAGACUGGGUGAAAGCUGAAGGAUCUAAACUAUUUAUUGAUAAAAAUGCAAAGAAUCAGUAUGGACAAAUAACAUGUUCAUUUAAUGAAAUUCUUAGAGUAGAUGACUAUAACUAUAUACUGACUGACACAGUUGAAACGGAUAAGUUUUACGUCCUUCGAAAAAGCGAUUAUGCAGAAGUUAAUUGCAAAACGCAAACAGGAAAACGAUGGCAUACUAUAAUAGCAGCAGUUAGAGAUGAUCCUGAGCGAAAACGCGAUGUCACCUGGAGCAAAGUGCCUAGAGAGGCUUUGAAUCUUAACAUUCUCAUGUUUGGUUUCGAUUCACUAUCUCAGAAUACAUUUGCACGUAAAUUACCACGUUCAAAUCGUUACCUGCGUCAAAAUCUUGACAGUAUUAUUCUCAAGGGUUACAACAUCGUCGGCGAUGGUACCCCACAGGCUCUUAUUCCGAUCCUCACGGGUAAAAUUGAGCUUGAGUUGCCGGAAACACGCAAGCGCAUGGGCGCCAAGGCCCAUUAUGUAAAUGUUUACCCUAUGAUCUGGAAGGAUUAUAAGCAGGCUGGGUUUAUUACUGGUUUCAUGGAGGAUGUACAUCAUAUAGGCACAUUUACUUAUAGACUCAAGGGUUUCGACGAGCAGCCUACUGACCACUACAUGAGAACUUACUAUUUGGCUGCUUCGCCACAUUUUAAGUACUCUAAGAGUUUUUGUAUGGGUGGAAUUCCACGACAUUUAGUAAUGAUGAACCAUAUUAAAUCAAUUUUUAACAAAUAUAAAGAUCAACCAAAAUUUAUCUUUGGAUUUCAUGGAGAACUGUCUCAUGAUUCGUAUAAUGAUAUUGGUGUGGCAGAUGACGAUGUUUUACAUUGGAUUAAAGAUUUAAAGGAAUCUGGACAUUUAAAUAAUACCAUUUUAAUUUUAAUGAGUGAUCAUGGUCAUAGAUUUGCGGAAAUUAGAAACACUCUUCAGGGUAAACAAGAGGAGCGAUUACCUUUUUUCUCAUUUACAUUUCCUCCUUGGUUUAAGAAGAAUUAUCCUCAAGCAUACGCUAAUUUUCUGUUUAAUGCACAACAUUUGACUACACCUUUCGAUAUACAUGUCACUUUAAAACACAUUUUAAAUUUUAAAGAACCUAAAGAAGGUGAUAUUCGUAAUCGUGGAAUCAGCUUAUUUGAUAAGAUUCCUCUUAAAAGAACGUGUUCCGAUGCAUUUAUCGAACCUCAUUGGUGCGUAUGUUUAUCCUGGCUUGAGAUUCCGUUAGAUCAAGAAGUGGUUCAAAAAGCCGCCCAAUAUUUACUUAAAUUUUUGAAUUCCUACACAGAAAACCAUCGUGAUAUAUGCGAAAAACUUCGAUUAGGCCAAAUUUUGUGGGCAGCUAAAUUGAUUCCUACAAAAGGAAUUUUACAUUUUCAAAAAUCUCGAGAUACAGAUGGAUUUGUAUCUGAAUUAAGUGCCAAGACUAAACUUACAACUGAAUUAUAUCAGUUAAAAAUAAAAGCUUUACCAGGAAAAGGACUUUUUGAAGCAAGUAUUUCGCGAGAUAUAAACAAAAAUAUUUUUUUUACAAGGAUAUCGGAUAUAAGUAGAAUAAAUAUGUAUGGAUCACAAGCAAAGUGCGUAGAGAACAGCUUAUUUCAUUUACGUAAAUACUGCUACUGCAAAGAAUGAUUACAAAAUUGUGCAGUAUCAAAAACUCGAAUGUAAUGUAACAAUUAAAAUUUUAUAUUAUUAAAUAAUAAAGAUCAAGAAAUCUGAAACUCUUCAUAUAUUAUCAGUAUCAAGAAAGGUC